AUGAACUGCAGCAAGACUCCUGACUUUGCCCUCUCAGGGUUGUCCAGUGAUCCAGAGAAACAGCAGUUCCUCUUUGGUCUCUUUCUGGCUCUCUACUUGCUGGGCCUUCUAGGGAACUUGCUCCUUCCACUAGUUAUUGGUGCCGACGUCCACCUCCACAGCCCCAUGUACUUCUUCCUCAGCCAGCUCUCCCUGGUGGAUCUCUGCUUCACUACCACCACAGCCCCUAAAAUGCUGAAGGUUUUGUGGAGCAGCAGUGGAUCCAUCUCUUUCUCUGGAUGUCUGACCCAGUUAUACUUCUUUGCUGUUUUUGCUGACAUGGACAGCCUGCUUUUGACGGUCAUGGCUGUUGACCGCUAUGCUGCUAUUUGCCAUCCUCUGCGAUACCCACUCCUAAUGACUCCUUGCAGAUGUGGGGGGCUGGUUGCUGGGUCAUGGGGAGUGGCCCACUCUGUCUCUCUGGUCCAUAUCCUGUUACUCUCCCAGCUAUCUUUUCAUACUAAUCAAGAGAUUCCUCACUUUUUCUGUGAUUUUGGCCCACUCUUACAGCUUUCUUGCUCUGAUACCCACCUCAGUGAGGACCUGAUGAUGACUCUGACUGUUGUUUUAGGAAUCAGCCCUCUCCUCUGCAUCAUAAGUUCUUAUGCCCGAAUUUUCCAUGCUGUGGCUAGAGUUCCAUCAGCACAAGGGAAAAGGAAAGCACUGGCCACAUGCAGCUCCCACCUCUCCAUGGUCAUCCUCUUCUACAGCACAGUCUUUGCCACCUAUCUGAAGCCCCCAUCAACUUCUCACUCCUCUGGGGAGAUGGCUGCUGCUAUCUUGUAUACCCUGGUAACUCCCACUCUAAACCCUUUCAUUUAUAGCCUGAGAAAUACGGAUGUGAGGAGUUCACUGAAAAGGAUUCUGGGCAUGGAGAGUUCUCAGGAUUAG
Galeopterus variegatus (Sunda flying lemur) is the source of this 930-nucleotide messenger RNA. RefSeq names its product olfactory receptor 1361-like. The transcript has a single exon. NCBI's taxonomy places the organism in Eukaryota, Metazoa, Chordata, Mammalia, Dermoptera, Cynocephalidae. The coding region runs from base 1 to 930 and encodes 309 amino acids. The record is from RefSeq and is a predicted model, not a curated record. Gene Ontology annotation, molecular function: olfactory receptor activity; G protein-coupled receptor activity. Gene Ontology annotation, biological process: G protein-coupled receptor signaling pathway. Gene Ontology annotation, cellular component: membrane.